Harpegnathos saltator (Jerdon's jumping ant) is the source of this 2489-nucleotide messenger RNA. RefSeq lists its product as uncharacterized. The transcript has 9 exons. Lineage: Eukaryota; Metazoa; Arthropoda; Insecta; Hymenoptera; Formicidae. The coding region runs from base 180 to 2489 and encodes 769 amino acids. The record is from RefSeq and is a predicted model, not a curated record.
GAGAGAGAGACCGAUUCAUUCCGACGGUAACGAUAACUUAUUAUUAACGUCAGAGUUGCGAAGUAACCGCGAAGUACGAGGAAAAUGGUGAUUACCGUCCGAGACUCGUCCGAGAUGUCAUCUCUGAAUCGCGUUUGGCGAAGUACGGUAAUUACGAGUACGACGAGCGGCGCGAGAGAAUGUACAGGCCGGACGACGGUAAAUCGUCGGGCGGGCUACGGCACUUCCGUCCAGAGGAGGCUACGGAACCAUGGAUGCUCCCUGAAGUUCAAGAACACUUCGCCCGGUUAAUCUCGCCGACCUGCACGCGAGCGCAUCGGGAACCUACGUUUAAUUUGCAAAGUUCAGCACCACCGGCACUGAAGUGCGACUCCGCGAGGAGGGAGGACGAGAAGCCUACUCGCUUGGGCCUCCAGUCGUCGGUCGACUGGAGCGAGAAUUCGAAGAAACGACGUCAGAAGGUCGAGAGCCCGAAGGAGAGCGGGAGAGCCGGCUCACAGGACGAGUCGCUCCCGGCUCGGAAACACGACGAAGGCGAAACGCGCGAGAGAUCCACCAGGACCUUCGCCCACCGCCGCUACACCGUCGAGACCGCUGCAGAGAUGCAGUUGCGGUCGCGCAUCGAGAGCGAUGCGGUCCGCGACAUCUGGAAUCCUGAGAGGCUCCAGCGGCGCCAGCAAUGCCAGCAACAGGCUCAGCAAUCGGGGGUCGCCCGAGCAGCGCCGAGCGUGCCGUACACCGCCACCACCGCUAACCACCAUCAGCAAUUCUACUGCACCUUGCAGUACCAGCCUCUGAUCUUGAAGACCGAAUACCAAAGACGACCGUUGCAACCGCCGGCGGCAUUGUUGAGCGCCGAAGUGCCGGAGUUUUUCCCAAAAUCGAGCCCGCCGCCGCCGAUUACGCAUCCGAACAGCGAUCAGGAAUGCAGCAAGGCAUCUUGCCAGAUGCGCUACUUCCCGUCGGUGAACGACAGGAAUUAUCAGAGCGAGCUGUUCCCCCACAACCGGUCGCAGCAGGAGAACGCGGCCGUAUUUCCGAAUGCGAGGGUGUCCAUGUUGCCAACGGCGGAGACAAACGUCUUCCGGAUGCCUCAGGAAUGGAUCCAGAGGAUCGUACCGCCGAUGCAGCUGCAGGUAGCGUCCUCCACAUCAUCGCCGCCAAUCUGCACGUCGCUGCAACCGAUCCGCGAUGUCGCGAUCGCCCAUCGUCCCUUCCAGAUGUACGAAAGAUUUCUACCUUACGCCCAGCAUUAUUCGAGUCCGACGGCGAUACCGGUGUACCAACGACCGAGUGAGCUUUACCAAGAGCCGACGUCGAAGCGGAAGAGCCACGGGGUCGACUUCAACAACCUCAUCCUACUGACGAAGAGCAGCUCGAAAACGCGACGUGGUCACAUGAAGGGGAGCGCUCAGCAACCUCCUCUUCUGCUGGAAUCCACGCAGAGAGACCUGAGAUCAGGCCAGAACACGGCGCAGUGGCUCGACAGAGACUGCGCGAGGAGGACGAAGGACGUCGUGACCGUGAAUGCGUUGGUGUCCGAAUUACGCAGCUUCGAGGGAAAAUACGAACACAGCAGAGCUGGCACCAGCUGGGCGACUACCACCGACUCGUCGCCGCAGCACAGGCUGUAUUUCGAAGGCAUGAAAUCGAAGGACGGGAUCUUCGAGAAGGAGGCAUCGCGAUGCAGGCUCGUGGACGCCGAAGAGAGGGACAGGAGAACGAAGCGACCGCUCUACAGGGAUGUCUUGGCGAAUACCACGAGUGGCCAACACGGAAUGGUCCUGGAGAACAUCUUCGAGAGAAAGUACGACGAGCUCGAGCAGCAGGCGAUGGAACAGUAUAGGAACUCGGAGGAAUCGUUGGCGCUGAAAUACCAAGAACUGGAACGUCAGGCAAUGGAGCAGUAUAAAAACGGCAACACGGUGGACGAAAAGCAGGUCGACUCGCGUUCAGCGUCUCAAGAGGACCAGGAUUGUCUCGACGGUCGAAGAUGUUCCCGAUACGGACAGUGUAGUCCUUCGAGGAGAGAUCGGGAGAAGAAAGAUUUUCGCUUCCCGCAAGUCACUCUGCUCAGACCGAAGGGGAGGUCCUUGCCGAAUGUCUUCCAAGGGUCAUCGAUUCCAAAGGGCAGCGACAGCAAUCACCAAAGCGCCGUCAUCUCGAGGAGCUUGUCCACGUUGACCGACAGAUCGUCGAAGAAAUCGAAAAACAUAUCUAAGGGUGCAUCAGGAGAUAAGAUCGACACGAUUUCAGUACAGACAUCAUCGAAGCGGCGUCUGAUACUGGUGUCACCCUUCGAGCGCAAAUCAGAGCCCCGGGUGAUGGAGACGACGGACCUGCGGGAGAUCUGCUCGCUCUCACAGGCAAAGGAGAACGUCUUUGACUAUUACCGGUCUUCCGAAGUCGCUCAGAACGGCAGCGGCGACGAGAGCAUCAUGUUCAUGCAACCACCCAACACGGAAGGUACAAUGGGCAGAUGUCGGUAA